This is a messenger RNA of Coregonus sp. 'balchen', 25480 nucleotides long. NCBI's taxonomy places the organism in Eukaryota, Metazoa, Chordata, Actinopteri, Salmoniformes, Salmonidae. The record is from the annotation of a GenBank genome assembly.
AGACUCCUUGUUGGAGCGCCCAAGGAGAAGGCAGAGUCCGGCGUGAAGGCCAGUGAAACAGGAGAUGUGUAUACCUGCCCUGUAAAUGUUGCCCAAUCAGAUUGCACCAGGAUGAACCUGAUUGGCUCAGGUAGGCAUUGUGUUUUUGCACUUGUUGCUCAGAGUUUCUAAUUCUGCUUUAAAAAUGUAAGGAAAUAUUAUAGAACAUUUGGACUAAGAAUAGAUUACUGAUUGCUCUACAAAAGGUACUAUCCAUGGAAAACAUUAAUAUCGUCACAGAGGAAAUGUUAAUAACAAAUCAACUGAAAUAAGGGAUGUGAAGAGGAACAUAAGGAAGUAAUUGGUUCUGGUUCCUAAAACAAAUGCCUUAUUGUUGUAUUUUAUGAAACCCAAAGCACAGUGAUGAUGAGUGUUGUGAUAUACUGUGACCUUCGACCUUUCAGACCCUGACCUCAUUGAGGGUGAGGACAGAGUUGAGGAUAUGUGGCUGGGGGUGACUGUGGCCAGCCAGAGACAGCCAGGGGGGCGAAUUCUGGUGAGUAACUUCUUGUCUGCUUAUUAAAGCUUAAUUGGUUCAAAAGGCCAUCAGUCACUCUCCUCUCGUGACCCUCCAGACCAGCAAGUUGGAUCUCCUUUCUGAGUUUACAGAACAGAUUAGUGUAAAUUACAGCAAAGAAUGUUAAAAUGCAUUAAAGAUUGAUAUGAAUGAUUCUCUCUCUCUCUCUCUCUCUCUCUCUCUCUCUCUCUCUCUCUCUCUCUCUCUCUCUCUCUCUCUCUCUCUCUCUCUCUCUCUCUCAGACCUGUGGCCAUCGCUUUGUGAAGUUAUACGGCGUAUUGAAGCUGCGUCAGAUGAUUGGGAAGUGUUAUAUCCGUGGUAACGACCUGAACUAUAAUGAAACAGACAUGCACUGGCAGAACCCUGAUCAGGUGUGCAGCCACACUAAAGACAUCACAGGCGAGGUCAUGUGCAACAUGGGCAUCUCUGCUGCAAUCACUGACACAGAGGUCAUCGUGGGCGCCCCUGGCAGCUUUGAGUGGCAAGGUAGGCAUAGAUUUGUUUGAGACUGCAAAAAAUACAUCCCACAGGGACAAUACAGUCAGUAAAGUUAAGUACAGUCAUGACCGAAAUUAUUGGCACCCUUGAUAAAGAUGAGCAAAAAAGACUACUAUAUGAACGUAUUUUAUAUUCAUAUAUUUUUUCAGAGAAAAUGAUUUGUAUCACAAAGAUAGGGGUACAAAAUUAUUGGCACCCAUGUUUUCAAUACUCCGGCACCUUCCCCUUGCGAGGAUAACGGCACUGAGCCUUUUUGUAAAAUGUUUUAUGAGAUUGGAGAACACAUUGGGAGGGAUCUCAGGCCAUUCCUCCAUACAGAAUCCUUCCAGAUCAUUAAUAUAAUUAGUCUGCACUUAUGUACUGCCCUCUUCCAUUCAAACCACAGGUUUUCAAUGGGGUUCAAGUCCGGAAAUAUGGAUUUUGUGGUCAAUUAACAAUUUCUUUGUGGAUUUUGAUGUAUGCUUGGGGUUAUUGUCUUGCUGGAAGAUCCACUUGUGCCCAAAUAGCUCUAUUUUCAUUUAAUAUAACAAAUGUAAAAACCUGGGGGCCAUUCUUGCAAACAUUAGAAAAAGUUUAAGAAUCAGCCAAUUAAAAUCGUUGACGCAGUUGCAUGUGAUCAAAGGCUACAUGUUAAGCCGAUGUCAAACGAAGUAAUCUGGACGCAAUUUAUGUUGCUUGCAACAAAGUUGCAUCUGGGUUUCUCCGUGUGUCACCCCCCCAGACCUUUUUUUGUCCAGUUUCAACUGAAAUUGUCCAACAUGAACUGCACUAUAUAGCUAGCUGGCUUAGCUCGUCGCUAGCUUGGUUAGCUAGCUAGCUUGAUAAAACAUGGUUUGCAAAUGUAGCUAAAUGUACAGCCAGCAUUUUGUCUAUAUCGAUGCUGUUACAAUUACCAAACGUUUGGAUAAACAAGUAAUUUAUGAAACCAUGAUCUGAUGUAUGACAGCAUUGGAUGUUGUAUGCAAUUUCAAUUACGUUUGAAUUGCUUCGUGUAUCAGCAAAGUUGCUUAAAAUGAUGCCACUUGCAACUUGCAUCUGCAACAGAAAUUGCUUUAGCUGUCCCCAUCACAAAAAUCUGGUACAAAAAAAAGCCCUAUGCUAAUCUCACCAGAUGGCUAUGAUUAUAUCCGGUUCAAAUUUCGUAUCAGCUAAUUAAAAUCAUCUUCCUAGUUGGAUGUGAUACAACACUUUUCCAUGAGAGCGUCCUUAACAGCACGCUGCACCAUCUGCUAAUUAAAGUUACUAAAACACGCAUCAAUUUUCAACUGGACGAUUAGCUCACAUUGUUGCAAGCCUGGAUCCUGGUGAUUAUCGCCGUUUGCAGCAAGUUUGAGAUAUAUUUUUUUCCCUUGAAAUGUAUAUUAAAAUUGAUUGUGUUAGCAUGUUGUGAAGAGAAGUGCAGCCAAAACCUUUUAAAUGAAGAUUACGAAUACAUUUAAUGAGGAGCUUCUUGUUGGAGUUCCUUUUGCAGACCGACACAUACUAUAGUAUAGGCUAUAUUACAUAGACGUGUAGGCCUACACUUACAUGUACAAUGUUUUAUAUGCAUUAUUAUUAUCACCCGACCAGCCGAGAACAGUGAACAGAGAACAGUGAACAGUGCUUGAAGCAAAGGGGGCUCAAACCCACAGUGAAUGAGCACUGUUGUUUUCGAGUGAACUGCUUUAGCAGUGUGUGCCACACAGUCAUGCAAUCUCCAUAGACAAACAUCAGCAGUAGAAUGGCCUUACUGAAGAGCUCAGUGACUUUCAACGCGGCACUGUCAUAAGAUGCCACCUUUCCAACAAGUCAGUUCAUCAACUUUUUGCCCUGCUAGAGCUGCCCCGAUCAACUGUACGUGCUGUUAUUGUGAAGUGGAAACGUCUAGGAGCAACAACGGCUCAGCCGCGAAGUGGUAGGCCACACGAGCUCACAGAACGGGACCACCGAGUGCUGAAGCGCGUAGCUCGUAAAAAUGGACUGUCCUCAGUUGCAAUGCUCACUACCGAGUUCCAAACUGCCUCUGGAAGCAAUAUCAGCACAAUAACUGUUAGUCAGGAGCUUCAUGAAAUGGGUUUCCAUGGCCUAGAAGCCGCACACAAGCCUAAGAUCACCAUGCGCAAUGCCAAGCGUUGGCUGGAAGUGGUAUAAAGCUCGCCGCCAUUGGACUCUGGAGCAGUGGAAACGCGUUCUCUGGAGUGAUGAAUCACGCUUCACCAUCUGGCAGGACGAAUCUGAGUUUGGCGGAUGCCAGGAGAAUGCUACCUGCCCGUAUGCAUAGUGCCAACUGUAAAGUUUGGUGGAGGAGGAAUAAUGGUUUGGGCUCGGCCCCUUAGUUCCAGUGAAGGGAAAUCUUAACGCUACAGCAUACAAUGACAUUCUAGAAGAUUCUGUUCUUCCAACUUUGUGGCAACAGUUUGGGGAAGGCCCUUUCCUGUUUCAGCAUGACAAUGCCCCUGUGCACAAAGCAAGGUCCAUACAGAAAUGGUUUGUCGAGAUCGGUGUGGAAGAACUUAACUGGCCUGCAAAGAGCCCUGACCUCAACCCCAUCGAACACCUUUGGGAUGAAUUGGAAUGCAGACUGCGAACCAGGCUUAAUCGCCCGACAUCAGUGUCCGACCUCACUAAUGCUCUUGUGGCUGAAUGGAAGCAAGUCCCUGCAGCAAUGUUACAACAUCUAGUGGAAAACCUUCCCAGAAGAGUGGAGGCUGUUAUAGCAGCAAAGGGGGACCAACUCCAUAUUAAUGCCCAUGAUUUUGGAAUGAGAUGUUCGACAAGCAGGUGUCCACAUAGUUUUGGUCAUGUAGUGUAGACUGACCAGGUGAAAGGGGGGGGGGGGGGGGGGGGGGGGUUGCUACUCAAUAUUAGGAAGGUGUCCUUAAUGUUUUGUACACUCGGUGUAGAUGCGAAAGUGAGUCUUAUGAAUUGGUAACAUUAGGAAGUACCCUAGUCAUAGAUGCGAUGAUCAUGCAAUAUUGGUACGCUACACUUGAGACAGACCAAGUGAAGGGGAACAAAAGUAAACCUUGAAUUUACAGGUUUGAAUAUAUUCCUCUGGUGGCCAAGUUAACCUAUUUUAAGAAAUGCCAUUGGUGUGUGGAGAAAAAGUUAAAGAUCUUUGAUAGGCUGAUUCGAAAUUUGUUACAAUAAAUAAUCCUGGCCACCUGGUGAGGGUUAGCUUUGGGCUAAAUGUACCAGGUUAUGUGAUGGAAACAGCUAACAUGUAGCCUUUGAUCACAUGCAAAUACGUCAAUGAUUUUAACUGGCUGAUGCUUAAACUAAAACUUUAAUUUUUUCUCAUGUUCGCAAGUAUGGACCCCUGGAGUUUGCUAAACUGCAUUGGCACUUGGAUUGGAACCGGUGCUAUGGUCAGAUGACAUGAAAAUAGAGCUCUUUGGCCACACACACCAGUGGUGUGUUUAUCGUUGAAAGAAAGAUGCAUAUACAGACCAGAACCCCAAACCUACUGUAAAAUAUGGUGAUGGAUCUUUGAUGUUAUGGGGUUAUACUGGUCCUGGGGCCCUUGUUAAGGUCAACGGCAUCAUGACCUUUACCCAGUACCACAUAACUGUUAUCCAAAAACCUGGUUGCCUCUGCCAGGAGGCUGAAACUUGGCCGCAAGUGGAUUAUCCUGUAUUAUUUAUUAUACUUUAUCAAGGGUGCCAAUAAUUUUGGUCAUGACUGUAUGUUAGCCUGGUCUGUGUGUGUGGUAUAGUCAACACAUAUGGUCAUUGUCAUGCUAAUUGUGCCCGUUUUUGUGGUUAUUUCAUAUUUUGUUCCAAAAUGUCAGUGUGUUGUUCUGCUUCUCUUUCAGGCAAUGUUCAUGUCUCCUGGAUGAACCCAAAGGUCAUCUAUGACACCAAGAGAAGCAGCUUCCCCAACUUUAAUAAUCGACGGCACAUUUACAUAGGUACAAUUUUGUCUUGCGUUACCCACGAAACUUCUAUAAACAGAUUUGAAUUGAACCGGGUUUUUAAGUAAAGAGUGAAAAUGUCGUGUGUGUUUUCUGUUGUCAGUUAACCUAUGUUGUUAGUAUGUCAGUAUGUAGUAGUUAGGACAGAGUGGCUGCAUGGCCAGAUUUCCUAGAUGCCUCUUCCCGAUAGCUAAACAACCGUACCUUCUGCGCAUGUGCAUGAUUCUCUACUUUACGAACAAUUUCUUAAGAUUAAGAUCAGAUCACGUAAGUUAGUAAUAGGAUGUUGUUUGUUGUUGUUGUGUCCCAGGCUACUCGGUGGCAGAGGGCCGAGGCCUCCUCAGCCAGGACCAGGACACAGUGGUGACAGGGGCUCCUAAGGAUAACAAGGAUGAUGCCAAAGGCUCGGUCAUUCUGACUGUGAAGAAGAUGUCGGCUUCAGGGGACAGGGACCAGCUGAAACCCUACCUCACCCUGCGAGGCGAGCAGAUGGGGUCCUACUUUGGGAACUCCCUAGCCGUGGCAGACCUCAACAAUGAUGGGUACAGUAUGGAUUGCAACUUCGUCUUACUUACUUACUUACUCCUCUUAAUCCCCAUGGGACAUAAGUAACUUGUUUUAAAUCAUUGAUAUCGCUUAUUUUGGAAUUAAUUUAGCUGCAAUAUCAAUUCUUCCUGAAUUGUCUUAAUUGAAAUAUUAUUGACCGAACCCUGUUAGUUACUAACCCUGUCAAUGAAACCACACUUUCUUUGUUUGCACAUUUUCGUAGUUGGAAUGAUCUGAUCAUUGGAGCCCCGUUCUAUUUUGAUCGGAAGAAGGAGCUUGGUGGAGCGGUGUACGUCUAUAUGAACGAGAACGGCUCCUUCCGGCAGCGCUCCAGCAUCAUACUCCGAGGCCCUAGAGACUCUGCGUUUGGAAUGGCUGUGGCUGCCAUUGGAGAUGUCAAUCAAGAUGGCUUUCAAGGUAACAUUUUUUAUUUUAUUUAAUUUCUCACACUUAUAAAGAAAAUGAGGUUGAAUCUGUUCCUUAAAAGUUAUGUGGUGGUGGCUCCCUCUUGUGGUUUUAACAGGAUCUUAAAUGUAAAAAACGAAAUUGAAUUCCACUUAUUAAUAAUGUCUGCAGACAUACUGUACCUAGGAUAGGAAGUAGUUAAAGGCCCAGUGCAGUCAAAAACGUGAUUUAUAUAUACUUCCACUCUAUGAGAUUGGAAUAAUACUGUGAAAUUGUGAAAAUUAUGAAAAUGCACUUUUAGUGUAGGAGCUGUUUGGAAAGACUGCCUGGAAUUUCAGCCUGUUUUGGUGGGAUGGAGUUUAGACCUGCCUGGUGACAUCAUCAGGCUGUAAAUUUGUUAAUAGACCAUUAUACCACAGCAUUGUUGAAUACUAGUUUCUGAUUGCUUAGAAGGGCAUUCUAGAAUGGACAUUAAAACCGGAUAGCGGGACAGUUGGAAAAGAUAUCGGGAAAGUUGGAAAAUAUAUCGGGACACCUUGCAAUCAUGACGCAAAAUGUGUCUACACAUGCAGACCGUACUUACUACAAAGUUACAGACAGCUAAACAAACAACCACACAAACCGAAAUUGGAUACAUUGUAAACGCAGGCCCAACAAGGAAGAACUUAGCAAGCAUUGAUUUGUCUUUGCAGAAACAUCUUUUUUUGGAGCAUCUGAUAACCUAACGUGGUGAGUGAUGAACUUGAAUUUCUCCGGUCCCUAUGUUGCAGUCACGACGCAAGUGGGGCUAUGCUGUCAAAUCCUCCCACAUGUUUCUAGUUUGACCAGCUGUUUUCAGCAACUGGUAUUUUUUAAUUUGGUUGUCAUAUUGGCAGGUUUGCUAGCAACUAACUAUUUAGAUCGUUUCUAGCCUAGUGUUUGAUAUGCAAUGUGAUCUUCCCGCAAUGAACAGUAUUAGGUGUCCUGACGAGAAGGCAAACUUUUCUAGCUAUGCCAGGCAAAAUCGGGCAUCAUCAGCUCAACGUUAUGGAUGUAUCCAAAUUAAUGUCAAUAGAAAACAGCUUAAACAAAUGCAAAUGCAGCUACUUUGCUGUUAUUCUGGCUGCAGAGGUUGUGACUGUGUUAGCCAUAGCUAGUUGGCUACAGUAGCUAGCAAGCAAGGGACAAGAACGUUGCCAGCGAGCAUGGCAACAAUGGAACAUAUAGAACAAACAACUGGGUCGCGGCCAUAAAUAUCGAACUAAUCGAAUGAACCAAAAGAUGAUAGAUUAUGAAUUCUCUUAUAAAGAUGAAAAUAUCAACACAUUUUUUUUAUUUCUACCGUUAAAUGUGGGCUUUAGUAUUGUUUUAUUUGGCAACUGUGGUAUAAGCGGGAUAAACACCUCCGUUCUGUACAUUAUCUUGGAAAAAUGUACUUCGCUGCGUCAUCCAUAUUUCCAAGGUAAAGUACAGAACCUCUGCGUUUAUCCCUUACUUAAGAAAGAGCAUUCCAAACCUCAGUGCCAAUAACAGCUAGUUUUCAGUUUUCCCCUCCCCACUCAGACCACACCUAGACAGUCCUAGCAAAAUGAAAAACAAUCACAGUAAGGUACUUAACUGUUACCCAGAAAUGAUUUGAUAUUGAGAUGAAAACGGCUGCAUUGGACCUUUAAUCUCUCAUAAUGUCUAUGACACUGGUAUUGCAAAUCUAUCAUGUGCCUUUCUGACAUGAAUCAAAGCUGUUUGAAUGGGAUUUUGAAAACAUUUUACUCUCACUCAGUAUUGGCUCAGUGCUGAGUGCUGACAUUAAACAAGGCUUUUGGAGACCUUUGUUGGAGACACAAGGGCCUAUAAUCUCUUUCUCUUUCUCUCCCCCUCCCCUCCUAGAUUUUGCGGUGGGUGCUCCGUUCCAUGGAACAGGCAGGGUGUUAAUCUGGACAGGCAGUGCUCAGGGCAUCUCUCAGGAGCCCAGUCAGGUAUGGAAACACACCCUUAGGCAUAGGAUCUAGGAUCCUCCCUAACUCCUUUUUUUUUUUUUUUUUACCUUUAUUUAACUAGGCAAGUCAGUUAAGAACAAAUUCUUAUUUACAAUGACGGCCUACACCGGCCAAACCCGGACAACGCUGGGCCAAUUGUGCGCCGCCCUAUGGGACUCCCAAUCACGGCCGGUUGUGAUACAGCCUGGAAUCGAACCAGGGGGUCUGUAGUGACGCCUCAAGCACUGAGAUGCAGUGCCUUAGACCGCUGCGCCACUCGGGAGCCCAACUCCUAACCUUAGCCAUAAGGGUAUUAAAUGUAAAACUGACGUCAGAUCAGCAUCUACGGGUAACUUCAUCCUAUGGGGCUCAUGGUGAGGAGAGAUGCAGAGCUGAACAGAUGAGGAGCGAUUUCUGUUACAACAUCUGGUUGUUGUAUUGACUUCCCUCUUCUCAGGUGAUUGAGGGGGAGGAUAUAGCUGGAGGUGGGUUCAAGACGUUUGGCUACUCCAUCAACGGAGGGCUGGAUGUGGAUGGGAACCGCUACCCCGACAUGGUGGUCGGCUCACUGGACGACCGCGUAGCCUUACUGAGGUAGCUAAUCACAAUAAGGAUCUGUUGUUGCAUUUACAUGUAUAUUGUGUUUUCGGCCAUCUCAGUUCUCAUCCCUCGACCAGACAUAUUGUUUAAUGCACAGCAAACCUAUUGUAUCAACCAUAAAUCCAUGAUGUCAUGUUAUUAUCUAUUUUAUCAGGGCUCGCCCAGUCAUUCACCUCAUCAAAACUCUUGAAGUGACGCCAGAGAUUGUGGACCCUAAAGACUGCGACAACUGGUAAGAUUUUGUUUUGUAUACAUUGAUUUGGACAUCAUUCUCUUUUCAAUGCUUGAGGAUACUCAAUGUUUCAGCAAUAGUGAUUAAACCCAUCUUAUGACCCUGAAUAGGGAAUCCCUGAUCAUUUGAGUAUGUUUUUCUAUGUUGGCAGUGUGGAGGUGGAGGUCUGUUUCUCCUACACACUGAGUACUGGGGACAAGGACUUCAGGAAGAACGUCAGUGAGUGUGGUUCUGUAACAACAUUGUUCUUAGAUGACCACUGCUCUAACACUAACACCGCUAUUUUAGUCAUUCAAGUGAUCUUACGACAAGAUUGCCAACAUGUAUGAAUGUCAUUUCCUAAGCUAAUGGAAUUCAAUUCAGUCCAUUCAAUUCAAUUUGGUUCAAUUGAUUUCAAUUCAAUAAAGUUUAUUUCUCCCCAAGGUACAAUUGUAAGCCAAGGAUGCAUCGCGUUAACAUGAGUCCUAAAUGGCCAUGGUGACUGUUGGUUUCAUUUGUGCCUAGCUAUUAACUAAUUGGUGAAAGUGAUUGAUUGGCAAGAUGGUCCAGCCAAUUAGCGCAGGUUGUUCAUCAAAAGGGGGAGGGUGUAAAUUAGCAAGACAUUGGUGGAGUUCGCUUUGCAUGGCCCCGUGCCCUGGGUGGGGCAUUGGUCCUUAAGUGAAAUCUCCACCCACCCGGGGAACCGGGCCAUGCAAAACGAACUCCACCAUUGUUACCCUUGAACCUAUGAGCUUGUCAAGAAACACACGCAUAACAUCUCUAAAAUUAUAUUUUUUAUGACAUCACUGGCUUGGUCCCCUUUCUUUUUUCGCCAAAAUCAUAAAUCAAAUGACAGAUACCUAAUAGUAUUAUCUAAAUAAAUCUUAUGUCUGGCAUACAAUAUGUAUGCAACCACAACUGUUGGUUUCAAAUGUACACAAAGCCUACUUGCGCUUAUUGUUUUUAUUGAUUGAAGCCACAUUUGUAUUCAAACAAUGGGGAUAAAAGCUGCUAAAUUAAUGAAUAAAUGUCCAAUUAUAAAUUCAUUGAAUUAGAUUAAACAAUUGUUGAUAUUCCCUGUAGUAUGUAUUCUAGCAUUUUGUCCCAUGUCCUCUCAGCUGUGAAGUACACUGUGGAAGCCGACCUGACUCGGCACAACCACCGGGUCCGUUUCCAAGACAACGGCCAGGACAGCUACACUGGCUUCUUGUCAAUGCCAUCUGCCAAAUGCAAAACGCUGAGGCUCGGACUAGUGGUAAGGAACUGUCACUGACAUAACCUAUUGUGACCUUGGACUGGGUUUGGUUUUACAUUCUACUCCUCCAGGGUCAAAGCCCUGUAUGGUUACUAGUGUAUAUAUUAGGGAUACCAUUAGCUGUUGCAAAGGCACCAACUACUCUUCCUGGGGUCCAAACACAUUAAAGCACUUACAUUACAUAUAAAACAAAAGAUAAAACAGUACAUCAUAUAACAUUAUUACAUCACUACAUAUCUACAAUGCAAAAUGUACACUGCUCAAAAAAAUUAAGGGAACACUUAAACAACACAAUGUAACUCCAAGUCAAUCACACUUCUGUGAAAUCAAACUGUCCACUUAGGAAGCAACACUGAUUGACAAUACAUUUCACAUGCUGUUGUGCAAAUGGAAUAGACAACAGGUGGAAAUUAUACGCAAUUAGCAAGACACCCCCAAUAAAGGACUGGUUUUGCAGGUGGUGACCACAGACCACUUCUCAGUUCCUAUGCUUCCUGGCUGAUGUUUUGGUCACUUUUGAAUGCUGGCGGUGCUUUCACUCUAGUGCAGGGACGGCUUGUUCAAUAGGGCGAUAUGGGCGACGCACUGCCAAACGGGAAAAGGAAGGGAUUUUUUUUCUAAUCAAUUAUAUCACGGCAACAGCAGUUAUCAGUGUUCACGUCUGAUCUGCCAGCCACUAAAUGUCAAAUCAGGCUAAAGUCGUGCUUCAAAUGGCCCCGCCCGUUUUUGGGGCGAUUUCAGUCAAGUUGAAAAUCGCCCAGAAGUCUCUCAUAGCCUGUCAUGUAAAAUCUAUUUUUUUCACAUUUCAAAGCUUUCAAUACAUUCUCUAUGGGUGUCUGUGGGCUUGCACUUACGCGCUUUCGUCAUACGUGACGUAACGUUGAACGUAACUAAGACAAUGGCGGCUAGAAGCGUCUCUGUUGCGACCUGCAGUGCGGCGUUAUUUUAUGUUUUUAAUUUGUAGACUUAGUUUACAAACAUUCUGCCAACCAUGGAUUUCCAGUGGUUGGUUUUGGACUGAUCUUGUUGAUCGUGUACAUACCCGCUACGAACGGACUAAAUAAUGAAAACGCUGCUGGCAGCUGAAUCCCAAUACAGCUGGGAGACUUGGCUGGAUGAGUCCCGGACAGAGAAGUGGAGCCGGCCACCUUCACCCUGGUCAGAGCGGACCGCGAUCCUGGUAAGAGAGCGACUCUGUACCCCGACAUUGAACUGCUUUCUGUGUCAUUGCGACCUUACUAUCAAUUCAAUUCAAUUUAAGGGCUUUAUUGGCAUGGGAAACGUGUGUUAACAUUGCCAAAGCAAGGGAAGUAGAUAGUAAACAAAAGUGAAAUAAACAAUAAAUAUUAACAGUAAACAUUACACUCAGAAGUUUCAAAAGAAUAAAGACAUUUCAAAUGUCAUAUUAUGUAUAUAUACAGUGUUGUUACAAUGUGCAAAUAGUUAAAGUACAAAUGGGAAAAUAAAUAAACAUAAAUAUGGGUUGUAUUUACAAUGGUGUUUGUUCUUCACUGGUUGCCGUUUUCUUGUGGCAACAGGUCACAAAUCUUGCAGCUGUGAUGGCACACUGUGGUUUUUCACCCAGUAGAUAAGGGAGUUUAUCAAAAUUGGGUUUGUUUUCGAAUUCUUUGUGGAUCGCUGUAAUCUGAGGGAAAUAUGUGUCUCUAAUAUGGUCAUACAUUUGGCAGGAGGUUAGGAAGUGCAGCUCAGUUUCCACCUCAUUUUGUGGGCAGUGUGCACAUAGCCUGUCUUCUCUUGAGAGCCAGGUCUGCCUACGGCGGCCUUUCUCAAUAGCAAGGCUAUGGUCACUGAGUCUGUACAUAGUCAAAGCUUUCAUUAAGUUUGGGUCAGUCACAGUGGUCAGGUAUUCUGCCACUGUGUACUCUCUGUUUAGGGCCAAAUAGCAUUCUAGUUUGCUCUGUUUUUUUGUUUGUUCUUUCCAAUGUGUCAAGUAAUUCUCUUUUUGUUUUCUCAUGAUUUGGUUGGGUCUAAUUGUGUUGUUGUUGUUGUUGUUGUUGUUGUUGUUGUCCUGGGGCUGUGUGGGGUCUGUUUGUGUUUGUGAACAGAGGCCCAGGACAAGCUUACUUAGGGGACUCUUCUCCAAGUUCAUCUCUCUGUAGGUGAUGGCUUUGUUAUGGAAGGUUUGGGAAUCGCUUCCUUUUAAGUGGUUACUAUCUGCCCCGUGAGUUCCCCCAAUUGUUUGUUACCGUUGUGUACUGUUGAUAAUCACAAGUUUACUGGAGAACUGAGACCAAGUAGAGACUUUGGACAGGGUGGAUAUGGUAUAAUAAAGGCAGUUUAUUCAGAGGUAAAGAUAUCUGGAAUCGCGUGCACGGACUCGUGCACGUGUGUAGGUCACCUAAAUCAUCAGAAAAAUUGCCCCUCCUGAGAAUUUUUUCAGGAGCCGCCACUGCUCUAGUGGUAGCAUGAGACGGAGUCUACAACCCACACAAGUGGCUCAAGUAGUGCAGCUCAUCCAGGAUGGCACAUCAAUGCGAGCUGUGGCAAGAAGGUUUGCUGUGUCUGUCAGCGUAGUGUCCAGAGCAUGGAGGCGCUACCAGGAGACAGGCCAGUACAUCAGGAGACGUGGAGGAGGCCGUAGGAGGGCAACAACCCAGCAGCAGGACUGCUACCUCCGCCUUUGUGCAAGGAGGAGCAGGAGGAGCACUGCCAGAGCCCUGCAAAAUGACCUCCAGCAGGCCACAAAUGUGCAUGUGUCUGCUCAAACGGUCAGAAACAGACUCCAUGAGGGUGGUAUGAGGGCCCGAAGUCCACAGUUGGGGGUUGUGCUUACAGCCCAACACCGUGCAGGACGUUUGGCAUUUGCCAGAGAACACCAAGAUUGGCAAAUUCGCCACUGGCGCCCUGUGCUCUUCACAGAUGAAAGCAGGUUCACACUGAGCACAUGUGACAGACGUGACAGAGUCUGGAGACGCCGUGGAGAACGUUCUGCUGCCUGCAACAUCCUCCAGCAUGAUCGGUUUGGCAGUGGGUCAGUCAUGGUGUGGUGUGGCAUUUCUUUGGGGGGCCGCACAGCCCUCCAUGUGCUCGCCAGAGGUAGCCUGACUGCCAUUAGGUACCGAGAUGAGAUCCUCAGACCCCUUGUGAGACCAUAUGCUGGUGCGGUUGGCCCUGGGUUCCUCCUAAUGCAAGUCAAUGCUAGACCUCAUGUGGCUGGAGUGUGUCAGCAGUUCCUGCAAGAGGAAGGCAUUGAUGCUAUGGACUGGCCCGCCCGUUCCCCAGACCUGAUUCCAAUUGAGCACAUCUGGGACAUCAUGUCUCGCUCCAUCCACCAACGCCAUGUUGCACCACAGACUGUCCAGGAGUUUGCGGAUGCUUUAGUCCAGGUCUGGGAGGAGAUCCCUCAGGAGACCAUCCGCCACCUCAUCAGGAGCAUGCCCAGGCGUUGUAGGGAGGUCAUACAUGCUCGUGGAGGCCACACACACUACUGAGCCUCAUUUUGACUUGUUUUAAGGACAUUACAUCAAAGUUGGAUCAGCCUGUAGUGUGGUUUUCCACUUUAAUUUUGAGGGUGACUCCAAAUCCAGACCUCCAUGGGUUGAUAAAUUUGAUUUCCAUUGAACAUUCAACGAUGUAAAGAAAAAAGUAUUUAAUACGAUUAUUUCAUUCAUUCAGAUCUAGGAUGUGUUAUUUUAGUGUUCCCUUAAUUUUUUUGAGCAGUGUAUAAUACCACCAUACAACAAUAUUACAAUGUAGGUGUGUGUAAAAUGCGUAUGCUAGCACUUGUGUGCGUAUUACCCUAACCAUGUUUUCUAACCAUGUCUCGCUGUCUGUCCUGUAGAGUCCCAUUCGAGACAAGGUGGAGCCCGUAGUCUUCUCCCUAAACGUGUCUCUCCAUGAGGGGCAUCCCAAAGCCCGGCAGUCCCUGCAGAGCCUGGAUGCCUUCCCUGUGCUAAGUGAGGGAAAGGCCAGCCAUGUCAAAAAGGAGGUUAGACCUAAUGUUUACUGAGUUAAUGAUUGAUAACAAGGUGUGACUACUCAUAAUACUGUUUUGAAAGUUCCCCUUGACACAGAAUCUCCACUUCACUAUUUGUGUGUGUGAGUCUUCAGUUACUGCCCACGCUUUGUACACUGGGGUUUGUUGAUAGUGUGCAGGAUGAAAAUAAUAUUAGCUCUGUAGAGAAUAAGUAUACUUGCUUUUAACUUCUCUCUCUCCCUCCCCUCUUACUAUAUCCCCCUCCCUCCCUCCCUCCCACAGAUUCACUUCCAGAAGGCCUGUGGCCUGGACAAUAAGUGCCAGAGUAACCUGCAGAUGAAGGCAGAGUUUGCCAAAACCAAUGAAGAGCAGACACCUUUCCCCAGGUACAGUCAUCAGAGGUCAGGGAUCAAAGGUCAUGACUAGAGGUAUAGGAGGGAUAGUUCAAAGUGUCAUCAGCUAUAUGAUUGGUGGCUUGAGAGGAACGUAAACCAUAGAGGUUGACAUUGAAUAAUGCAAGUUGUUGUGACCAAGACAUCAAAUCCUGUGUUUGUUGUGAAUCUCCCUGUACAGCCAUGACGGUCACCAGAUCCUCCAGUACAGCGCCAGUGUCAAGAAGGUCCUGUUGGUCGUGGAUGUGACCAACUUCCAGUCGCCAGGGCAACCGGCGGAGGACGCUCACAACGCCAUGCUCAAUGUCACCAUUCCCCCGUCGCUGAUCUACUCUGGCGUUCGCUCAAAGGUAAGCCUGCUAUGCUGUGCUACUCUGGUGUCUCCCUGUGGUGUAAUAGGGUGAAAUUGCCCCUAGACGCUGAUCUUGGGUCAGUUUAGCAUAUCCUCUAUUAAUGGUUAAGGUUAGGAUUGAGGGUGGGGAAACUGAUCCUAGAGCUGUACCUAGGGGAAACUUAACCCCGAAGCCUCUAUUGUGGUGUGUAACAGAGAUAAUUACAUUUACAUCAUUUAGCAGACACUCUUAUCCAGAGCGACUUACAAAUUGGGGCAUUCAACUUAUGAUAGCCAGUGGGACAACCUAGUUUUUUUCUUUUUCUUUCUUUUAUGGGGGGGUGGGGGAGGGAGGGGUAGAAGGAUUACUUUUAUACUAUUCCAGGUAUUCCUUAAAGAGGUAGGGUUUCAAGUGUCUCCGGAAGGUGGUCAGUGACUCCGCUGUCCUGGUGUCGUGGGGGAGCUUGUUCCACCAUUGGGGUGCCAGAGCAGCGACUAGUUUUGACUGGGCUGAGCGCGAACUGUGCUUCCAGGCCAGAUGUGGAUGAACGUAGUGCCCUUGUUUGGGUGUAGGGUCUGAUCAGAGCCUGAAGGUAAGGAGGUGCCGUUCCCCUCACAGCUCCGUAGGCAAGCACCAUGGUCUUGUAGUAGAUGCAAGCCUCAACUGGAAGCCAGUGGAGUGUGAGCGGGGUGACAUGAGAGAACUUGGGAAGGUUGAACACCAGACGGGCUGCAGCGUUCUGGAUAAAUUGUAGGGGUUUAAUGGCACAGGCAGGGAGCCCAGCCAACAGCGAGUUGCAGUAAUCCAGACGGGAGAUGACAAGUGCCUGGAUUAGGACCUGUGCUGCUUCCUGUGUAAGGCAGGGUCGUACUCUGCAAAUGUUUUAGAGCAUGAACCUGCAGGAUCGGGUCACCGCUUUGAUGUUAGCGGAGAACGACAGGGUGUUGUCCAGAGUCACGCCAAGGUUCUUUGCACUCUGGGAGGAGCUAGAAGGCUAACAGGACUUCUAUCACUCCCAUUGUUUUGCACGCGACAAUGCUAAUGCUAAGCUAUGGGUAAGUAAACAAACACAUAUUUCUGGUUCCUGACUCUGAUUGGUGAUUUUUAGAUACGAUUACUUGCUUGUUGUCCCAAAAAUGACUAGUUCCUCUUCAGCUUCUCUCUCCUCAUGAAAUGGUUGCCUAUGUUCCACAGAGCAACAACCCAGUCAUUGAGUGUUCAGCAGAGGACAUGGUUCUACUGUGUGAGCUGGGGAACCCUUUCACCAGCAACCAGAGGGUAGGUUCUAGUUAAACUGGUACUGUCCACUACUUCUAUUGGACCACAGUGGAUAGAAUACAAGCUGGAUGCGAGCAUGGUACCAUAUAUAGGGUUUUAAAUGUGGAUUUCUACCACCCCUUCUCUUUUCCAGGCUCAGGUCCUGAUCACCUUUGAGACGUCUAAGAUCAAUCUGGACACCAGAGAGAUCCGGUCUACACUGCAGCUCUCCACGUAAAUGGCCCUCUCUUCUAUGUACACUACCUACUGUCAUUACCUACAUACAUCAUCCCUCAUCACAGCAUUGCUUCUGGAGUGGGUCAAUACCCAACUACAAUAAUCUGUGACAUUGAAUUGCUUCUCUACCUUUGUCCUCUCUCAGAUUGAGUAAACAGAGCAAUCUACAACCGCUGCCUCUUCUCAUGGUGGUGGAGUAUACACUAAAGACGUCUUUUGAACUGUAAGUUAUUGGUUUCUAGUCAUUUUAAGGGUAUGUUUUGAUUAUAGGCAUUAGGUAGCACCAUACUUCAUGUGGGAAAAGGGUCAAUUGUUUACCUUGUCACAUGGAUCUGAUUCAGUGUUACUGCCUCUCUUCUAGUGCCCAGUACACAGGUCACACUCACUUCAGUGGGGAGGUCAUGGGAGAAUCGGGCAUGAAGACUGCCAGCGACGUCGGAAGUCCUGUGGAGUUCACAUUUAAGGUAAAAAAUAGUUUGUUUAAACUUAGAAAUCAAUCCUUGCUAGCGUCUCUGAAGAUCCUAAUAAACAUCUUCCUCUCCUCAUAGGUGAAUGUUCUUGGGAAGCCACUGGGUAACCUUGGAAACCUGGAGGUGGAGUUUGAUUGGCCCUGGGAGGUAGCCAAUGGCAAGUGGCUGCUGUACCUGAUGGAGAUCCAGACCAAAGGGACGUCAGACUCUCACUGUGUGCCUCCUGGAGACAUCGUCAACCCACUCAACCUCACGGUAAACCUGUUGGAGUAUUAUCAGGGCUAUUUCAGUUGGGUUUUGUUUAUUCAGAAUCCCAGUAGCUGCUAUAUUAGCGUCCAUGUGUAAGGGAUCGGGGGUUGGCUGGGUCUAGACAGAGUCUGACACUUCCCCGAUCUACAGAGAGGGGGAGUCAUCAGACUCGAUCUGGUUCACCUGAGUUCUGAGCACACCUGUCCGUAAUUAGGGUAGGAUAUAAGGUGUGCUCAGAAGUUCAGUCGGUGCGAGGUAUUGUUCCAUUGUGACUUGCUAAGCGUUUUGUUCCGAGAGAGAGAGAGAGAGAGAGAGAGAGAGAGAGAGAGAGAGAGAGAGUUUGUUGUUUUUGAUUACCCGUGUAUCCGACCUGUGCCUUGUUGUUUGACUCCCCGUAUUGCUUAAUCCUCUGCUUGUCUACCCCAGUGAUUACCGUUCUCUGAUCCUGUGCCUGUGCCCUCGACUACGACUAAGCCCGCUCCCUUGGUACCUCUGCCUGUCUAUGCCUGGCCCGGUUUUGACCACAGCCCGCCCGACCACGAUUAAGCUAUUCCCUUGUCUGUCCUCUAAUAAAGCAUCGCUAUUCUGCGAUUGGAUCUUACCACUCUGUCCGAGUAUUCAUUACAGAAUACCUCGCCCUUACCAUGGAUCCAGCGGAAUUACAGAGGCGAUGGGAGAUACAGGAGAAACGGAUGGAUGAACUCCUGCAGCUACUCAACGCUGGUGCGGCUGAGGGCACCACCCCGAGCACGGUCAGUCCUCGUCCUACACCUCCGAUUUCUCUACCGACAAGGUACGACGGGGAACCUGGCAAAUCUCAGGGGUUUCUACUCCAGACGUCCCUGUAUAUGUCGUAUAAUCGUACGAUGUUUCCCGAUGACCGUAGCAGGGUGGAUUUCAUGAUUUCUCUGCUAACGGGAAGAGCACUGGAUUGGGCUACUGCGCUUUGGGCAGCUGAGGUCCCCGAGUUGAAUGCGGAAGUUCAGUUCAAGAGACUGUUCCAAGAGGUGUUCGACCACCCAGUAUCUGGGCGUAGUGUGGGAGACCAACUAUGCGAACUUCAGCAGGGCCGUCGCACAGUAGCCGACUACGCUUUGGAGUUCCGUACGAUAGCAGCCGGUAGCGGAUGGAGCGAGACUGCUUUGCUCACCGUUUUCCGAAGAGGGCUGCGCAAAGACGUACAGACUGAGUUGGCUUGUCGAGGAGAUAUCACUGCGCUACAUGAUUUUAUCAAAAUAGCCAUCUCUAUUGAUAAUCUGAUAGUGCAACACAAGGUUUCCACAGUCCGGGAGCCCUCGAUCACUGGUCCUAAGGAAUCUGAGGAGGAACCUAUGCAACUGGGACGGUCACCUCUACAAGGGUCGGUGAGACAACAACGUCGGCAAGACGGACUAUGCCUGUAUUGUGGUCAGUCGGGUCAUUUCGUUCGUCAAUGUCCGGUACGACCAAACCGUACCCCAGGAUAUCGCCUCGGAACUGCCAAACCGGUGAGUGAGACUCCAGUUUUGAACAUUACAUCCAAACAAAUGUAUGUCCCAGUCACCUUAUCUGUCGGAGAGAAAGUGCGCAGGUUGGAAGGACUUAUUGAUUCCGGAGCGGCUGCCAGCUUUCUGGAUAUGGGUCUUGCUGAGGAGUUGGGAGUUCAACUUAUCCCAAUUCAACCUCCCCUGCGAGUCAACGCGCUAGACGGUGAGCCCAUGGGCACUGGGUUCAUUACGCACCGUACCGAGGAAAUCAAAUUACAAGUGGGCUCCCUGCACCAUGAGAACAUCAUUCUGUUCGUCAUCUCCGCUCCACGGGAGCCGCUAGUCCUCGGCCACCCCUGGCUCGUUACCCAUGAUCCGGUCAUCUCCUGGAGAUCUGGCGAUAUCACGGCCUGGAGUGAGGUAUGUAGGGCAGAGUGCCUCAUUUUACCUUGCAAAACGUCUACUGUGGAGGAUGCGAAGGGUGCGGUGUCUACUGUUGUUCCGACAGAGUACCAGGAUUACGCGCAGGUGUUCUCCAAGGAGAGGGCUACCGUGUUACCACCGCAUCGGGCCUGGGAUUGUGCAAUUGAUCUGCUAUCCGGGGCUACACCUCCUCGCGGACGAAUCUACCCUUUGUCACAGCCGGAACGAGAAUCAAUGAGCAAGUAUAUUGAUGAGGCACUACAGCAAGGGGCCAUUCGCCCAUCUACGUCUCCCGCCGCAUCCAGUUUUUUCUUUGUUAAGAAAAAGGAUGGCGGACUGCGUCCUUGUAUAGACUAUCGAGGUUUGAACGAUAUUACCGUUAAAAAUCGUUACCCCCUUCCUUUGAUUCCAGCAGCCCUCGAGCAGGUGGGGCAGGCAUCCAUCUACAGUAAACUGGACCUCAGGAGUGCGUACAAUCUGGUGCGCAUUAGAGAAGGGGACGAAUGGAAGACCGCCUUCAUCACCCAUUGAGGACAUUAUGAAUAUUGUGUCAUGCCCUAUGGACUUACUAACGCGCCCUCUGUGUUCCAGGCGUUCAUGAAUGACAUUUUCAGGGACUUGAUUGAUCGCUUUGUCAUAGUGUACAUUGAUGACAUCCUAAUCUACUCUAACUCGCUGCGUGAACAUGUGUCCCAUGUACGACAGGUUCUGGACCGAAUCCGACAACACUCUCUGUUCGUGAAGGCCGAAAAGAGUGAAUUCCAUGUCACGACGAUUUCCUUCCUUGGGGCCAUACUCACUCCCGACGGGGUAAAACUGGAUGAAUCCAAGGUGCAAGCUGUACGAGACUGGCCUCAACCCCAGACGGUGAAAGAGCUCCAGAGAUUCUUAGGGUUUGCCAAUUACUAUAGACGGUUCGUGCGUAAUUUCAGCACAACCGCAGCUCCCCUGUCGGCGAUGACCAGCUACAAGGGUCGUGGUCUGAAAUGGACGGAGGGGGCAGUGCGGGCUUUUGAGACAUUGAAACAACGAUUUACCACCGCUCCCAUUUUAUGUCAGCCGGAUCCUACCUUGCCGUUCAUCGUGGAGGUGGACGCCUCGGAGGUUGGAGUUGGAGCUGUGCUAUCCCAGCGCCAAGGUGAGCCGCCCAAAUCACGACCCUGUGCUUUUUUUUCUAAGAAGCUGAAUCCGGCCGAGCAGAACUACGACGUGGGAAAUCGUGAACUACUGGCGGUGAAGUUAGCACUGGAGGAGUGGAGACAUUGGCUGGAGGGAGCAGCUCAUCCGUUCCAAGUGCUCACGGACCACCGCAAUCUGGAGUAUCUUCACAGUGCUAAGCGACUGAACUCCCGACAGGCAAGGUGGUCUUUAUUCUUCACCCGUUUCCAAUUCACUGUCUCUUAUAUUCCCGGGUCCAAGAAUUGUAAGGCGGACGCGCUUUCCCGUUGGUUCGAGCGCGAUGAAAGACCGGUGGAACCAGAACCUAUCCUCCCCAUGAGUUGCCGUGCUGGUCCUGUGAGGUGGGCUAUCGAUGACACGAUUCAGGAGAGCCUACAAGCGGAACCAGCUCCUCCAGAAACCCCGGUGUCAAGGUGUUUGUACCAGCUCCGCUUCGACCUCAACUGAUGGAAUGGUGCCACACGUCGCUGGGAUCUGGUCAUCCCGGAAUCACUCGAACUACACGACUCAUCAGCCGAAAAUACUGGUGGGAUUCCCUCACAGAUGAUGUCAGAGACUAUGUCUUAUCCUGUCCAGUAUGUGCUCAGUCCAAGGUACCUCGUGCACUACCGGAGGGUAAGCUGAUGCCAUUGCCAACUCCUCAACGACCCUGGUCGCACAUUGCAAUGGACUUUGUUACCGACCUACCAGAAUCAGAGGGCCAUACUGUAAUUCUCGUGGUCAUCGAUCGUUUCUCCAAGAUGUGCCGGUUGGUACCCAUGACCCGUUUGCCUAACGCCACUCAGAUGGCUGAGACUAUGUUUACCCAGGUGUUCCGGCAGUUUGGUGUCCCGGAGGAUAUUGGAGCAGAUUCCUUCCUUGGGUAGAGUAUGCUCAGAACUCCCUCAUUCACACCUCCCUACGCCUAACGCCCUUCCAGUGUGUUAUAGGGUAUCAACCACCCCUGUUCCCGUGGGAUGCCGCAUCAGGGAUGGUACCGGCGGUGGAUGAGUGGUUCCGUCGGAGUGCGCAGGUCUGGGAGACAGAGUCUGACACUUCCCCGAUCUACAGAGAGGGGGAGUCAUCAGACUCGAUCUGGUUCACCUGAGUUCUGAGCACACCUGUCCGUAAUUAGGGUAGGAUAUAAGGUGUGCUCAGAAGUUCAGUCGGUGCGAGGUAUUGUUCCAUUGUGACUUGCUAAGCGUUUUGUUCCGAGAGAGAGAGAGAGAGUUUGUUGUUUUUGAUUACCCGUGUAUCCGACCUGUGCCUUGUUGUUUGACUCCCCGUAUUGCUUAAUCCUCUGCUUGUCUACCCCAGUGAUUACCGUUCUCUGAUCCUGUGCCUGUGCCCUCGACUACGACUAAGCCCGCUCCCUUGGUACCUCUGCCUGUCUAUGCCUGGCCCGGUUUUGACCACAGCCCGCCCGACCACGAUUAAGCUAUUCCCUUGUCUGUCCUCUAAUAAAGCAUCGCUAUUCUGCGAUUGGAUCUUACCACUCUGUCCGAGUAUUCAUUACACCAUGUGUUCCUAAUGUUAUGGUUCCAGAUGGAAAUCUCAACUUCAAGUCCACAGUUGAUCAAGUUGUUGUCAAUAUAACACCUAAAAACCAGCUACUUUUAAGUGUCAAUACUAUAAUACUGUGAGUUAUGAGGUCUGUGCCUUUUUCUCUGGUCUCCUUUUUCUCAUAGUUACCAGAGAGCAAAGCCAGGAGGAGGAGAAGGCGAGAGGAGGGCUCCACAGAGGAGGUGCACCCAAGAGAACCCAAGGCUUCCAUCAAUCUGAAGGGAACUCGCAAGAAGUCCUUUAAACUGGUGAGGGCCGUCCCCACCAUCUUAUACAUAAGCCUAUGACCUGAAGCAUUGAAUUGUCUCCCUGAGCCUACGCCCAGGCUUUGGCUUAGUGGGCCAAUGCUCUCCUCUGGUGAGCAGGAGACCUGGGUUUGAACCCCGUCGGUCACAUUAUGCACUCAACUGAAAUACAGUGGGGAGAACAAGUAUUUGAUACACUGCCGAUUUUGCAGGUUUUCCUACUUACAAAGCACGUAGAGGUCUGUAAUUUUUAUCAUAGGUACACUUCAACUGUGAGAGACGGAAUCUAAAACAAAAAUCCAGAAAAUCACAUUGUAUGAUUUUUAAGUAAUUAAUUUGCAUUUUAUUGCAUGACAUAAGUAUUUGAUCACCACCAACCAGUAAGAAUUCCGGCUCUCACAUCCUGUUAGUUUUUCUUUAAGAAUCCCUCCUGUUCUCCACUCAUUACCUGUAUUAACUGCACCUAUUUGAACCCGUUACCUGUAUAAAAGACACCUGUCCACACACUCAAUCAAACAGACUCCAACCUCUCCACAAUGGCCAAGACCAGAGAGCUGUGUAAGGACAUCAGGGAUUAAAUUGUAGACCUGCACAAGGCUGGGAUGGGCUACAUGACAAUAGGCAAGCAGCUUGGUGAGAAGGCAACAACUGUUGGCGCAAAUAUUCGAAAAUGGAAGAAGUUCAAGAUGACGGUCAAUCACCCUUGGUCUGGGGCUCCAUGCAAGAUCUCACCUCGUGGGGCAUCAAUGAUCAUGAGGAAGGUGAGGAAUCAGCCCAGAACUACACGGAAGGACCUGGUCAAUGACCUGAAGAGAGCUGGGACCACAGUCUCAAAGAAAACCAUUAGUAACACACUACGCCGUCAUGGAUUAAAAUCCUGCAGCGCACGCAAGGUCCCCCUGCUCAAGCCAGCGCAUGUCCAGGCCCAUCUGAAGUUUGCCAAUGACCAUCUGGAUGAUCCAGAGGAGGAAUGGGAGAAGGUCAUGUGGUCUGAUGAGACAAAAAUAGAGCUUUUUGGUCUAAACUCCACUUGCCGUGUUUGGAGGAAGAAGAAGGAUGAGUACAACCCCAAGAACACCAUCCCAACCGUGAAGCAUGGAGAUGGAAACAUCAUUCUUUGGGGAUGCUUUUCUGCAAAGGGGACAGGACGACUGCACCGUAUUGAGGGGAGGAUGGAUGGGGCCAUGUAUCGCGAGAUCUUGGCCAACAACCUCCUUCCCUCAGUAAGAGCAUUGAAGAUAGGUCGUGGCUGGGUCUUCCAGCAUGACAACGACCCGAAACACACAGCCAGGGCAACUAAGGAGUGGCUCCGUAAGAAGCAUCUCAAGGUCCUGGAGUGGCCUAGCCAGUCUCCAGACCUGAACCCAAUAGAAAAUCUUUGGAGGGAGCUGAAAGUCCGUAUUGCCCAGCAUCAGCCCCGAAACCUGAAGGAUCUGGAGAAGGUCUGUAUGGAGGAGUGGGCCAAAAUCCCUGCUGCAGUGUGUGCAAACCUGGUCAAGACCUACAGUAAAUGUAUGAUCUCUGUAAAUGCAAACAAAGGUUUCUGUACCAAAUAUUAAGUUCUGCUUUUCUGAUGUAUCAAAUACUUAUGUCAUGCAAUAAAAUGCAAAUUAAUUACUUUAAAAUCAUACAAUGUGAUUUUCUGGAUUUUUGUUUUAGAUUCCGUCUCUCACAGUUGAAGUGUACCUAUGAUAAAAAUUACAGACCUCUACAUGCUUUGUAAGUAGGAAAACCUGCAAAAUUGGCAGUGUAUCAAAUACUUGUUCUCCCCACUGUAUGUAUGCCCAAAUGGUGUUCUGGUGCUAACUCCCUUUCAACUGUUGUCUGUAGGACUGUGUCACGGGCACUGCUCACUGUGUGAAAUUCAUCUGCCCUCUCCACAACAUGAACAACACAGCAACAAUAAUUGUCAGGGCCAGAGUGUGGAACAGCACCAUGCUGGAGGUAAAGUCACCAAAGCACAGUGGUCUAGUCUUAAUGUGAACUUUCUCCUCAACUUCAUUAGAGUGAAGCCACGUGAAUGGAAUGGGUGUACCAAUAAAGUCCUGUAUAUGUGUUGUGUUUCCAUAGGACUACAGGGAAGCGUGGCGGGUGACAGUGAAUGGCAAGGCCACACUGAAACUGGUCACAGACAAACCCACCAUCAGGAUGAACACUGAGAGCACAGAGGUAAUAACACCAUACUAUUCAUACUAUAAUAAAAGCUAGGCUACAUCCAUACUAAUUUAAAGGUCAUUUCCAUGAUGAUUGCUGUUUGAUGACGAUGAUGAUAGUUGAUACAUGAUAGAGGAGGAAUAUACAUAACGAUAUUGAGGAUACGUUUUUACAUAUAGCGUAAAUGCAGACAUAGUUAAUGUCCUCUGUUUGAUAUCCCCUGUGUAGUUCACCCUGGAUAUAGACCCAGAGCUGGGGGAGGAGGCUCCGUACCAGGUCCCCCUGUGGAUCAUCAUUGUGUCUGCUGUCGCUGGGGUCCUCCUUCUGGCCUUCAUCAUCCUCCUCAUGUGGAAGGUAACGAUCCAGUACAUUAGUUAUUAUAAUGGUCUGCCAGUUAGGUCCAAUUGAACAAAUAACCUGCCCUGACGUUAGCAGCAAGAGGAGAAUGGAGAUUCAAUUUCACCUCCAACAACAAAUCCACGCAAACUGUUAGAUGACACGGGUACCGCGAGACUUCUACUAUCCACUGGUUCAAAAGGUCCACCUUUUUGGAUCCACAAUGGAUCCUGUUUGACUUGUUAUUCUGACCGCCUUCCCCUCCUCAGUGUGGCUUCUUCAAGAGAGCCAGCACCAGGGAGAUGUACGAGGCCAAGGCCCAGAAAGCUGAGAUGAAGACCCAGCCGUCGGAGGUGGAGAGGCUGACUGAAGAGUAGUGAGGCUGGGGGAGGGAGGUCCCCCUGUGGGCCUCUGGAACAAUGCACUGGGUUUCCUGGGUAAAAUAAUAGUCCUUCCGUCUGUGACUCCUUGCAGCUUCCAAUGGCUUUUUGCAGCUUGCAGUGACUUUCCUUAACUUCAGUCUUUCCUUCUUGCUGUCAAAUUAUCCAUGUUUUAAGGGUUUCUCUUAAUCAAGAGUAUCUAUCCACAGGGGAAACAGCAUUUCAGAGGCUGUGACUUCUCUGAUUGACUUUUAUGUUUAUUUCAACUAUUUUCCCAUUGCUAUCUAUUUAGUCUCUUCUCCUAACCAGCUUUGCAGAGCUUGAGUAUAUUGGUUGUGUGGUGAUUUUAUCAUGUAUUUCACAUAUAUCAUGAUACCCGUGAUUACAUUAGAAAGAUGUCAAGUAUCAAAACAAUAGCAGGACUGAGAUUGCCUCCAUUAAUGAUACUGGUGGCACCAAUGUAGAAAUACUUAUAAUAAGAACAUGCUAAUACCAAAGUCUACACUUUUCAAAUGUUCACUUUGUUUUUCGUCUACCAUCGUCCCACAGUGUGGCUUUUUCAAGCGGCCCAACCACUUCAAGAUGACGCCAACACACCAGGGAGUGAAGAUUGGCAAAGAGGAGCGCUACCAGGUAAACGAGGGAUUCCUCAUCGAGGAGCCAAACCCCAAUAAAAAAAAGAAGCACUGGAUCACAAACUGGACUGAAAUACAGCAUUACUACUGACUGAUGCCUUCAACACUACCACUACUCUUAUUGAGAAACUCUAUCUCAGUAUGCACUGGCUGGGCGCAAGUCUGGAUUUGUGGACAUUAUUGGGAACAGGACUGAUGGUGUUAUGACUGACAUAUUCCUUAUAGUGUACAAGAUUGAAUGCUCUGGACCAAAAUGUUAUUUUCUAGAAUUGUACUUUUAAUGUUAGUUGUUUUGAUGUCAAUAAGAACAUACACUGAGUGUACCAAA